Theobroma umbraticum is the source of this 474-nucleotide messenger RNA. RefSeq names its product protein DOWNSTREAM OF FLC-like. NCBI's taxonomy places the organism in Eukaryota, Viridiplantae, Streptophyta, Magnoliopsida, Malvales, Malvaceae. The record is from RefSeq and is a predicted model, not a curated record.
AUGACUACUAAAUUGCUGUUGUUGCUUGCUCUCUGUGUUCUCCCUGCGCUCGUCAAUGCAGGCGGGGAACCUUUCCGCAUUGUCGGUAAAGUUUACUGUGAUGCCUGUCGUGCUGGCUUUGAGACAUCUAAAUGCUCUUACAUACCUGGUGCAAGGGUUGAAAUCAAGUGCUACGACAGGACCACGUUAAGUCUGAAAUUCAGCGUUGGGGAAGUGACUGACUCAACUGGAACAUAUGACAUUUUGGUCGAAGAUGACCACCAAGACCAAAUAUGCUAUGCCACACUUGUUAGCAGCCCCAUUCCAAGCUGCAGAAAUGCGGAUCCUGGACGUAACAAGGCUACUGUCAUUCUCACCCGAAGCAAUGGUGUCAUUUCCAACCUUCAUUAUGCAAACGCAAUGGGAUUCCUCCAGGAUGAGGCAGCGGCUGGCUGCCAAGAAUUGCUCCAGAAGUUAUUGCAGGAUGAUGCAUAG